AUGGCUUUGAUUUCACAUGCACAUCAAGGUGUCGUUGACGCCAUGGAAUCCGUUAUCGCGCCGCACGUUCCUACGUCCAUUGAUCUAAGAGACAAAGUCUUCCAUCUUAAAACGCAGAUCGAGUCGAUCGAGGAUGCCCCUGGACACACCUCAGAAGCAUCUGGCGAAGCCAACUUGAUCACUGAGAGCGAUGCUGAGCCCCAGGAUAUCGCGCGACGGAAGCGCGCCGCAGAAAUGCAGAUGUGGUGGGAUGAAGCGAUCGUGCGGAACAUGGAUCUGCCUGACGGAUACGCAAAGGUUGCUGUAUUGCUUGUGAAAUGGGAAGAUGAGUUGGACGAGCUCAAGACGAGAGCUGAGGCUGAAGAAUUAGACGCCGUUUUCCGCGAACGGUUCCAUUUUGUCACCAAAACAGUCGAGCUCAAUGUCGCUACCAAACCGCAACAACAGAUGCGCACUUACAUGAGUGCCUUCAUACAAAAGCAUGACGGACCGCACAAUCUCUUGAUUGUAUACUACACCGGGCAUGGCGUUUAUCGAGAGGACCACAAACAUCUUGAGCUCACAGCGAGUCUAAAUUCCUUGGUUAGACGCGGGUUCAGUCAGGAAGCCAGGUGCAAUUGGAACAAGAUUCAAGAAAUCCUUCAGGAGGACGAUGUAGAAUCGGACGUACUCACGAUUCUGGACACUUGCUAUUCGAGCAAUUUGGCAAAGGGUGGGAAAGAGGAGACUAGGACAUUCGAGCUUCUAAGCGCUUGUGCCAUUGAUUCAACGACGGCUGCACCGGGGGACAACAGCUUCACCCGCGCCCUGAUCGACACGCUAAAGAGACUUCACGGGCAAUAUGGUGAGAAGGGCUUCACAACGUUCCAUCUGAACCAGGGGAUUGCUCUCGACAAGAGGCGCCAUGACACGCCGUCGCAGCUAUGGUUCCUUAAACAGCAUCACGGGCGGCAUAUACACCUUGCCCCCCUCAAGUCACAACCGACACGCGAGCUGAAAGCUCGGCGACUCCAUCCCCUGCCGCGCGGCUACCUCACGCUUCGGUUCGCGCUGCGCGAUGAAACACUCACGCAGGAACAAAUUGAGUUUCUGACGCUGCAGCUGUCUAAAGCGUUUAAUAAUAAGCUACUCGUUGGCUUAAGUCGUAUAGACUGGCUCGGGAUCAAGCCAGCGCGGACCACAUACUUCGGCAGGGCAGCACUUGCCCUGUUCGCGAUCGCGCAAUGGAAGAGAGUCGUCGAGAAGAGUCGUCAAGGGGAAAGACCACUGGAUGAAGUCUCGUUACCCGUCGAUUUAACGAUCGAUGAGCCACCAAUUGUUACUCCUCGGAAACGUUCUCGUGACAGCUUCAGUAGCGAGCCUGGACCUGAGCGAAUGCGCGACUAUUUUGUCGCUCCACAACCGCCCUCACCCCCAGUAUCUGAUUCGUCUAAAGCCCAGCACGCAACAUCAGGCACCUAA
Molecule: messenger RNA, 1461 nt
Organism: Didymosphaeria variabile
Lineage: Eukaryota; Fungi; Ascomycota; Dothideomycetes; Pleosporales; Didymosphaeriaceae
Exons: 2
Coding region: 1-1461 (486 amino acids)
Biological process (GO): proteolysis
Molecular function (GO): cysteine-type endopeptidase activity
Source: RefSeq, a predicted model, not a curated record